This is a messenger RNA of Bombyx mandarina (wild silkworm), 1293 nucleotides long. Its product is annotated as PI-PLC X domain-containing protein 3. Gene Ontology annotation, biological process: lipid metabolic process. Gene Ontology annotation, molecular function: phosphoric diester hydrolase activity. NCBI's taxonomy places the organism in Eukaryota, Metazoa, Arthropoda, Insecta, Lepidoptera, Bombycidae. The record is from RefSeq and is a predicted model, not a curated record.
CCAUUUCCAACAAAACAAACUUUUAUUAGAAGUUAUUUUACAAUCUUAUUUAGUUUUUUAAAUAUUUUUUACGAUCAUGAUUACUUUAACAAUGAAAUGUGAAUUACAUCGUGACAUGACAGAUCAUAGACCCACAAUAGUAAUAAAAGCCCAGCCUUGUAAAGCUCUAAGUCGAUGAACUUUGGUACAAACUAGAUUUAUGACGACAUUCCAGGCAUCUACUUUGUUUCUUUGACCUCGUUCUGGCUCUCGUAGCAAGCCCUUUAAUAAUUGAUCUCUUCAAGACGACGCGCUAUAACAAUGAGUGAGGAUGGAGCGGCGCAAAACUUUCGUCUUGAAUCAUGGAUGAGAGAUCUACCAAUACAGCUGAAGGAUAUACCAAUAAUCUACUUAGCCAUACCUGGCAGUCAUGAUUCAAUGACCUACGGCAUCACAAAAUCUAGUGGCCUAGCACCUGACGCUGAACCUAUUCUUCAUCGCUUGUACCCCUUAUUCCGAGGUACGAUCUUACGAUGGACAAUAACACAAGCUCUUGACACCAAGCAACAACUACUUAUUGGCAUUAGAUAUUUAGACCUUAGGAUCGCUACAAAAUCUGGUGAAGACAAUUUUUAUUUCACACAUGGUGUUUACGCUGCUGAAAUAACAGAGGCACUGAAGCAAGUCAAAGAGUUUGUUGAUGAACAUCCUGGAGAGGUAGUGAUACUUGACUGCCAACAUUUCUAUGGCUUCCAACCUGAAGAUCACCAGAGAUUUAUGAGGCUCCUCCUCAAUAUGUACGGUCCCAUAUUGGUACCACGGCAGCUAGAUUUGAAGGCUGUUACUCUGAAUGCUCUACAACGACUAAAGCAGCAAGUGAUUGUGGUGUACCGCCACGAGUCUGUGUACGCGACGGGCGAGUUCUGGCCGCCGCAGACGUUGCCGUCGCCGUGGCCGCGCCAGGACCGCGCGCCGGGGCUGCUCGCGUUCCUGGGCGCGCUGUGUCGGCACCCGAGCGCCGGCUUCGUGCACCAGGCCGUGCUCACGCCCACGCCGGCCUUCAUCGUGCUCAGAUGGAUAUCAAGUCUCCGCGAUAAAUGCGCAUUGCCGGUCAUCAACGAUGUGUUACCAAAAUUAUCUGAUUUCUCUCCCGGACCUCCGGCACCGGACAACGCGACGUUCUCGCGGGCGCCCGUCAACGUAGUCAUUGCAGACUUCGUUGACAUCAAUGACUCGAUAUUCUCAAAAACUAUAAUACAGUUGAACAUGAAGUUGUUGAGAAACACAGAUGUCCUUUAUCACACCAACGAAUAG